AUAAUGUAAUAUGCUUCAAUUUAUACUCAAACCCCCAUUGAAGCAAUGAAAAUAUGCACAAUCAAGCUACUGGAAGAAUAUCAUUCAUUGAAAAACUACCCUCAAGAAAUCUCCUAUUGAGUACGGCGGUAAUCACUCUAGGAUCUGCCUUUCAGCAUGGUUAUUACACUGCAUGCUUGAAUGCACCUCACGAUGAGUUGAAAUCCUGGAUGGCGAAUUAUUUGAAGAUACAGGGGCUCAGCUAUUUUGCCAACUCUGAAAUAAUCAUAUUUUUCUUUUGGGCCAUUGGUACUUCAUUAUAUUUUUUCGGUGGUGCUAUGGGAUCUCUCAUGGCAGGUUCUUUUAUUGAAAAAUAUGAUCAUACAGUAGUUGUUGUAAUAAGUCUCGUACUAAUGAUAGUUCCCGCUCUUAUUAUGGUUGCUGCUUACAUGACAGGAAUAACGUUACUUUUCAUGGCAGCAAGAAUUGUCAUAGGCAUUAUUUCUGGAAUGUUCUCCUGUGCUGUUCCCCUCUACCUGGCAGAAAUAGCACCGAAAAACAUCAGGGGAAUGAUUUGCAGUUGGUAUAUGGUGGUUUAUGCUAUAGGAGUGUGCUCAGCCAUUGUUUUCGGACACCCCUCUUCCUUAGGAGAUGAUCCUUGGAUAAUAAUCAUGACUAUACCUUUGGUGCCGAUGACUGCGCAGUUGGCACUGAUCAGGUAUUGUCCAGUUUCUCCGAGAUUCUUGCUGAUCAAACGGAGCAAAUAUGAGGACGCUUUGAAAGUAUUGAAAUGGUUGAGGCGAACUGAGACCCUGGAUGCUCUGGAGAAAGAACUCGAGGAAAUAGCUACCGAGUUAGAGGAUUAUUUCCUUUAUAGAGCUGUGAGACACGUCCAUUGGGGUCAGCUUUUUAGGCUUCACUACAUGAGAAAGCCUAUGUUGAUUUCCAUUAUGAUGAUGUGUGCUCAGCAGAUCUGUGGUAUUAAUGUCUUUCUACUUUACUCGUCGGCCAUUUUCGACGAAGCAGGAUUGCCUAGUUUUUACGGAGAUAUUGGAACAGUUAUAAUGGGAGCAAUAUUCGUUUUCAUGAGCAUUUUAUCAAUGUUCCUUAUAGAGAUAGCCGGUAGAAGAAUGCUUUUCAUUUAUGGUUACAUUGGAACGUUUAUUUUCUCUUUUCUACACUAUAUGACAUACAUGUAUAACAAAGCAAAAGAAGAUUGUGUUGGAGCCGUGGCUGCUUUAUUCGUUUGGUUUUUCGUCGUGCAUUACGUAUUAGGUCCACAUUCUAUUCCAUGGCUGAUUGUUCCAGAGAUGUUCAAUCAAGCCUCAAGACCAAAAGCAAUGGCUAUUGCUACUUUCUGCAACUGGACCAUGAAUAGCGUGGUCGCCAUCCUGUUUUGGCCCGUGAGAGAAGUCCUGGACGCACAAGUUUUCCUAUUUUUCAUUGUUCCCCAAAUAUUUUUCCUGUUCCUCAUCAUGAAAUAUGUUCCAGAAACAACGAACAAGACCAUAACAGAAAUAACGGAAAUGUAUAAAUGAUUAACUCAAAUAGAAUCAUGUAUGUUGAAUCUGUUUCGUGAUCAAGCUUAAUAAUGAAUAAAAUGCUAAGUACUAAUAGCCUCCAUUUAAUUAUAUUGAGCAAGUGGUUAGUUUACCUUAUGAAGCUGUUAAUUCAAGAAUAAUAUUAUUUUUCAGAAAAUGCAUGAACGGGCAGUAAUAUCGAUCUGUUUCCAAAGAAGGUUACAUGUCUACAUGUUAUUAGAGAAACAAACUGUCUCUUUCUUUGACGAGGCAGCUAGUAAUUAUUAUUACAGCAAAAAAAUUCUAAUUGCUAUUAUCUAUUCAAAUUAAUCUAUCGGCCCAAUUCCAUUUUUAACGCUACAGAUAGUAUCCGUUAAUUUGUUUUUACAGUUGACUAUAAUGCUAUCGGCUGUUUUAUGAAGAGUUGGUGGAAUUGGCUUUUUGCCUUAUACACAUGUAAAAAAUUAAACUGUUCUGUGUUAUUUAACAAUG
Coccinella septempunctata (seven-spotted ladybird) is the source of this 1991-nucleotide messenger RNA. RefSeq names its product solute carrier family 2, facilitated glucose transporter member 3-like. The transcript is spliced from 8 exons. Gene Ontology annotation, cellular component: membrane. Lineage: Eukaryota; Metazoa; Arthropoda; Insecta; Coleoptera; Coccinellidae. Gene Ontology annotation, molecular function: hexose transmembrane transporter activity. The record is from RefSeq and is a predicted model, not a curated record. The coding region runs from base 54 to 1517 and encodes 487 amino acids. Gene Ontology annotation, biological process: monosaccharide transmembrane transport.